CUCCCGCGCCUGUGCGAAAGCCACACAAACCAAGCACUGGCGCCGUUGCACCAAGCACCAAGCACCAAGCACCACCUCUUCGACGGAUGGUCGGGGUGAUUGUGGAGUGUGCCUGCCUUUUCGGUUCAUUUUCAUCUGCUGCUAUCCAAUCAAGUCUCCGGACCCUCAGUCGCCGCUUCACCCUCCUUCUUCCAACCCCCCCAACAGCUACAAGCAACCAUGUCUGGUCGUGGCAAGUCUGGCAAGGCCUCCACUGGCAAGAGCAAGACCCGCUCCUCCCGCGCCGGUCUGCAGUUCCCCGUUGGCCGUAUCCACCGCCAUCUCCGCCAGGGCAACUACGCCCAGCGCAUCGGUGCCGGCGCCCCCGUGUACCUCGCCGCCAUCAUGGAGUACCUCGCCGCUGAGAUUCUCGAGCUCGCCGGCAACGCUGCCCGUGACAACAACAAGCACCGCAUCAACCCCCGCCACAUCCAGCUCGCCGUCCGCAACGAUGACGAGCUCAGCAAGCUCCUCUCCGGCGUCACCAUCGCCCAGGGUGGUGUCCUCCCCCACAUCCACAGCAACCUCAUCCCCAAGGGCAAGGGUGGCAAGAAGGCCGCUUCCCAGAGCCAGGAGUACUAAGCAUCUCCAUGUCGCAUCUGCCGUCAUGCCUUUUGCUGCUCCCUUGUAAUGUACUUGAACCUUCCCCCUUUUCUCCCCUGUUCUGACUGCCUUUGAUCUUCCCCUCUUUUUUCUUCUCUCUUUGAUGAUGAACUGUGAUAUUUGACUGUGUGAAGUGGCGGGUUGUUUCUCUUGUACUGUAUGAGCAAGCGACCUGGAGUUGACGCCCCUCGACGUUUCUGCUUGUUGAGUGUGGACUCGCUUCGAUCGCAGUGCUCCGCCCGUCUACUUGCCUUUCUUCUCAUCACCAGUGCCUUUGUGUACUUCUUGCUUGCCAGGCAACUGUAUUGCCUUGGUGUGACUCAAGAGUAAACUGUGGCUCUGACCACCAAAUCAA
Molecule: messenger RNA, 997 nt
Organism: Salpingoeca rosetta
Lineage: Eukaryota; Choanoflagellata; Craspedida; Salpingoecidae
Product: histone H2A
Exons: 1
Coding region: 220-621 (133 amino acids)
Cellular component (GO): nucleosome
Molecular function (GO): protein heterodimerization activity; DNA binding; structural constituent of chromatin
Source: RefSeq, a predicted model, not a curated record